This is a messenger RNA of Solea solea (common sole), 2556 nucleotides long. It is a transcript of the gene fbxo3, whose product is annotated as F-box protein 3. The coding region runs from base 44 to 1411 and encodes 455 amino acids. Lineage: Eukaryota; Metazoa; Chordata; Actinopteri; Pleuronectiformes; Soleidae. The record is from RefSeq and is a predicted model, not a curated record. Gene Ontology annotation, molecular function: protein binding. The transcript has 12 exons.
GAGCUGCUGUUAAAGCACAGUAGAAGAAGAAGGAGGAGCAAAGAUGGCGGCAGCUAGCUCAGCGUUACGGGUGGAUCUUCUUCCUUCAGACCCGCUGUUGCACGUCUUCUCCUUCCUGGACUUCAGAGACCUGGUCCACUGCAGUUAUGUGAGCAGGAGGUUGAACGAACUCUCCAAACACAACCUGCUGUGGAAGUUCCUCUGCUGCAAACACUGGCUGCUAACAGAUGCGGACCGUGUGCAGAGCGGCGUGUCCUGGUUCCGUCUGUUCAAACAGAACUACAAAGACCUGGGACGCUACAUCCAGCACUACGCCACGCUGAGGCAGGCGUGGGAGGAGCUUAAGAGCUUCCUGCAGCAGCGGUGUCCGCGAAUGAUCGCGUCGCUCAAAGAGGGCACCACAGAGGUGGAGUUGAACACCAUGGAGGCACAGAUUGGCUGCAGACUUCCAGACGACUAUCGCUGCUCGUAUCGCAUCCACAACGGACAGAAGCUUGUCAUCCCAGGGCUGAUGGGAAGCAUGUCCUUGUCCAACCACUACCGCUCUGAGGUGCUGCUGGACGUGGAGACGGCGGCGGGCGGGUUCCAGCAGAGGAAAGGCAUGAGGCACUGCCUGCCGCUCACCUUCUGCUUCCACACCGGCCUGAGCCAGUAUGUGGCGCUGCAGCCCGCAGAGGGACGCAGGAAGUUCGAGAGCUUCUACCCUUGCCCUGAUCAGACGGCUCAGGAUCCUUCAGCCAUCGACAUGUUCAUCACAGGUUCCUGUUUCCUGGAGUGGUUCACCACCUACGUUCACAACGUGGUCACAGGAGAAUAUCCGAUCAUCAGAGACCAGAUCUUCAGGUACGUUCACGACAGCGGUUGCGUGGCGACCACCGGCGACAUCACCGUCUCCGUGUCCACCUCCUUCCUGCCAGAGCUCUCCUCCGUUCACCCGCCGCACUUCUUCUUCACCUACCGCAUCAGGAUCGAGAUGUCGAGCGGCGCGUCGCCCGACGCCGCGUGUCAGCUCGACAGCCGCUACUGGAAAAUCACCACGUCUGACGGAAACAUGGAGGAGGUCCAAGGGCCCGGCGUGGUCGGAGAGUUUCCGGUCCUGACUCCAGGAAAGGUGCACGAGUACGCGAGCUGCACCACCUUCUCCACGCCGUCAGAGUACAUGGAGGGUCACUACACCUUCCACAGACUCGUGAAUAAAGAGGAAGUGUUCCAGGUGGCGAUUCCUCGCUUCCACAUGGUUUGCCCGCCGUUCAGAGAGCCGACGGUCAGAACGCGCAAAGCCACGCCCACCGCUGUGCCUCCUCGCCGCGACGAGGGCGACAGAGAGGACGACGAGGGCGGAAACUUCGGCGACCUCCGGGGAAUCAACAUGGCGGCGCUGGAGGGGGCGUGGUGCCCCCGACACAUCUGACCUCUGACCUCAGGAUUGAUGCACUGACUGCAGGGGAUUGUGGGAAAUGUAGUGGACUUUUCUCGCUGUUUCUCUUUCCUUUUUUUCCCCCCGUCUUAAUGUAAACCGCUCUGACAAGAUGGACGCCGCGGUAACCAUGGAGACGCUUUGUUUUUCACUUUUCUUUGAAAAGUCGGGAGCUUUUGUUUCCGCUGCAGGAACCGACCACUGAUCCAUCGCUUAUCGUUUUAAACGGACGACGUCUGUGACGGCGCCCUCUGCAGGAACACAGGGACGUGUGACAUCACUCAGUCACGUGUCGUUAGCAUCGUUAGCGUCCAGUUCCUGCGGUGGAAACCUAAGUGUCGGGCAGAGCCUGAACUAACUGGGCUUUUAUUUUGAAGGAGGCCUCUUCCUGUUUUUGUCUCCCCCUCCUCCUCCUCAUCAUCGUCGCUCUGCUGUGAUUGGUGGGUUCUGUUUAGGCUCAAUAAACAGGAAAUGCUCAUCGACGCCGACUCAUUGUCAACAGGAAAUGAUGUCAUCACUUUGGUCCCCAGGGACACUCCAGCGUCGUGAGUGGCUCGUGUUUUGACGUAGACUGUCGGGAACAAACGCAUUUGAACGUUGGUUUCUUCUUCUGUGUGUAAAUAAAUGUUUUUCACCGUGACGACCGUUAACUCUGGUGCAACUAAACUAAGCUAGCGAAAAAUUGUGUCAACAGAACGUAGCAUUAAGCUAUGACAAAAAACUUUACCAUAAAAGUACAGAACUGUAGCAAACGCUAACUGCUAACUGGCCAUAGUGGUUCAUGUUAUAAAUGCUAACUGCUUAGCAGCUACUACAUUAGCCACCGUGACCCCUUAGCAGCUACUACAUUAGCCACCGUGACUACUUAGUAGCUACAACAUUAGCCACCGUGACUACUUAGCAGCUGCUAACUGGCCAUGGUGGCUCAUGUAAUAAAUGCUAACUGCUGAGCAGCUACUACGUUAGCCACUAUAGCAGAAAUAGAUUAACCUAGCUUGACUAAAAAGACUUCAGAGCCCUUCACAAUAAAAGCGUCAUCCUUGACGUAACAAACUUUAUUUAAAAAACUUUAACAGACAAAUGUGAUGACGAGUAAAAAUGUAAAGGUGGUGUAAAAUAAAGGAUGACAUCACAGGUCA